GUUUUCAAACAAUAUUAUAUAUUGCAUUUAUCAUCAAAACUACCACAGCAAUUGGUGGUAUUUUUGGUUUAAAAGCUGCUACCGGUGAUAUACCACAUAUUGGUUUUGGUAAUCCAUGGAUUACUCAACCUCAAUUUGCACAUGCUGGUUUACCACAUUCACCAUAUCCAUUAUGGGGAUACGGUAAUAGAGGUAUUUAUUAUCCAUAUUAUCCAUAUUUGCAAUUUUUACAACAACCGACAAGCAGAUUUUGGUCAUCAAGACAUCAUUUUCAUAGGGGUGGAGGAUUUCCAUGGAUGAUUCAUGGAUAA
Molecule: messenger RNA, 311 nt
Organism: Loa loa (African eye worm)
Lineage: Eukaryota; Metazoa; Nematoda; Chromadorea; Rhabditida; Onchocercidae
Exons: 2
Source: RefSeq, a predicted model, not a curated record